AUGUCGACGACAACCCCAACUACUGCUGUACCAAAUACGACCCCUAAGGCUACCAAUGGUCACCCUCGACCUUUGAACUCAAAAUCGAGACCCUUAAGUGCUGUUUCACCAAACAAUGUGCUGUCGGGUCUUCCAGCACACAAAGAGAUCAAACGUCACACAAGCCAACCCAUCCUGAAUUGGUUUCACCGAAAGAUCUCAGGAGGCAAGCCGGGGUCACGCAAAAGGCGUGGAAAACAGCUGAACGACACGGUGAACCAAGCAGACACUGAGCUUGAUCAGGCGCAAAACCCUGACGGAACAGUUCGAGGCGCUGCAUCCAACGCUGGCCGCCGUAGUUUACAUCUCCAUAUUCCGGAAAGUCCACUUCGCCUCACUCAGACAACUGUGAAAACUGUAGUUGAGCAGGAGAAUGUGAAACUUCAUGGACACCCAGAGACCUCGAUCCAUUCCAGGGCCGGAUCUCUUGGUCCAAGUCUGAAUUGGUCUGCCAGGGAACCCGGCGAGGCAGAUGAUGAUGCUUCCAUUCGGCCGAUACCUCCCUCAAUACCUCCCUCUCCUGUGCCUUCUCGCUCGACUCACAGUUCGUCAGCAACAAACACAUCUGCAGCAUGCACAACUGAUCAUCUGCAAACCUCCCAAUCCAUUGGUCCCCCAAGCACAAAGCCUACCACUGUCAUGUCUAUGGAUCUUGGUCCUGGUGGCCAUAUCGCUCAGGUCCUUCCGUCGCAAUCUUCUGUUUUAGGUAGAAAUGCUCUAAUAACAGCGUCGCCCGCCCCAAGCCCAUCUUCAUCAAGAUUUCCCCACCCGAGGUCUUCAAAUGCUCUUGCCUCAGUAAGCGCCUCUGUCUCAUUUAACAUGGGCCCAAGCGGUGCCUCUGGCCCAAAUCGGCAGGCUCCCCCACCCACAUAUGCAGUAGAAACGCCAACAACUAGUACAACAACAAGUACAAGUAUGACUGUGCCGGUCGCUGGAGCCAAACUGCUUACGCAUGCACCCGGUCUUACUCACUUUCAUCCCAAAAAUAACCCGCGACCAGCCUCUCCACCUCUGGACAACGCAAGCACUCUCACGCUUGCCUCCUCUAACUUUGCAAUGUCCCAUACUUCUCCACGAUCACGAUCCAUUGCAGCUGACAGGGACCUCGGGGAUACGAACGCAAGUAUGCUGGCAUUGAGACCCAGCAGCAGACGUAGCAGCUGGGGUAGUGACGAGACUGGGUGGAGUGCUACUGGGCAAAGCACCCACACAGGGAUCAGUGCUGCUGGUCCCGGAGGACUGUUGAAUAUUGGGUCUAGCAUUGGGCCGAGGCGUCGUGGCACUGGCUCCAUUGCGACGGCUUGGAGCUAUCGCACCGGAGGUACAGGACCUCUUGAUCAGGCCGUCGACGGAGAAGAGCAGGUGACAGAAGAGGAUUUGGGUACACAUGACCAGGGGUCAUUAAUGUGUGAUGCGUGUUCGGGCCAUAUCACGCCCACGGAGGAUGUCCUAUUCGAUUUGCCAGAAUCUGUCGAAUGCAUGCGACCUGAGGACAUUCCUCUCCCAGCUUCUCCGAUUCUGGACGCGGAAUGA
Messenger RNA from Cantharellus anzutake, 1572 nucleotides. RefSeq lists its product as uncharacterized. The transcript has a single exon. The coding region runs from base 1 to 1572 and encodes 523 amino acids. The record is from RefSeq and is a predicted model, not a curated record. NCBI's taxonomy places the organism in Eukaryota, Fungi, Basidiomycota, Agaricomycetes, Cantharellales, Hydnaceae.